AGCCACUCUUACUAUGAAAUCUCGAAGUUUUCAGCCUCAUCUACAGGUGAAGCCGGUAAUGCACAGCAGAAUCAACGUGUCUGCUCGCUUUAGAAAACCCCUUCAGGAGCCCUGCACGAUCUUCUUGAUUGCAAAUGGAGACCUCAUAAGUCCGGCUUCUCGCCUCCUCAUCCCCAGAAAAACCUUGAAUCAGUGGGAUCAUGUGUUACAAAUGGUCACAGAAAAAGUAACUUUGAGGAGUGGGGCUGUCCACAGACUUUACACGUUAGAAGGAAAACUUGUUGAGAGCGGGGCCGAGUUGGAGAAUGGGCAGUUUUAUGUGGCUGUCGGCAGAGAUAGGUUUAAGAAACUGCCUUACGGUGAAUUAAUUUUUGACAAGUCCACCAUGAGAAGGUCCUAUGGUCAGAAAGCUUCUUCACUACCUCCUAUUGUAGGAUCCAGAAAGUCUAAAGGGAGUGGAAAUGAUCGUCAAUCCAAGUCAACAGUUGGAUCCAACGACCACGCUUCCCCUCAGCCCCCAAAGAGGAAAGGGAAAAAAGAGGAGGUGAAUUUGGAAAAACCCAAGAAAGGGAAACAAAACGUAAAGUUAAAGAACUCACCACAAAUAAGUCCAAACAGUGAUGAAGGCGUUUUCAAAGCUGGAGCAGAGAGGUCUGAGACACGGGGGGCAGCAGAAGUCCAAGAAGAUGAAGACACUCAAGUUGAGAUCCCAGUUGACCAGAGACCAGCGGAAAUAGUAGAUGAGGAAGAAGAUGGAGAAAAAGCAAACAAGAAUGCAGAGCAGAAAGAAGAUUUUUCGGGAAUGAAUGGUGAAGUGGAAGACGGAGGAGAGAAGGAGGCUACAGAUGCCUCCGAGCAAGUUGAGGGGGUCCCAGAUCACAGCGAGGAGCAGGCGGUUCCCGCCCGCAUUAACGGAGGCACCGAUGAAGAAAAUGGCGAGGAGCUGGAUCAGGUUAAUACGGAGCCUCAGGAGGAAGUGGAUGAGGAAUUGAAGUCGCAAGGAGCUGGCAGUGGACAAGAUGAGGCUGACUUAGACCCUCAAAGACCACCAAGACCAGAAGUAAAAAUCACGAGUCCGCAAGAAAAUGAGAACAACGAACAAAACGAGGACUAUGCUGUGGUAGCAUAGAUAAUCUUUAAAAAAGAGAGUAUAUUGAUUAUCAGGAAAAUGAAGGGUUAUAAUACUUGAGUAAUAAGGAUGUAGUUACUGCUGAACAUAAUGUGACAAUAUUGAAUACUACCUGUGGGAUUCUAAGAUUAGAGGCUUAAUGGAAAGACUAGAUAAUUUUGAGUAGCUGCUAAAGGAGAGUGGCUUCUUUUCAUGGGAUGUAUUUGUAAAAGUCAUUUAGAAAAAUUAAGUAAGAGGGACGGAGGGACAGUUGCACAGGAUGACAAUUGGCCACUUGUCUUGGUAAGUGAUGAAAAAAUAGAGGACCACACCUUGUCCAUAAAUUUAGAAGUGAGGUUAUUAAAUGGGAGCUUAUUCUAAAGCACUUAUCUAGGAAGGCAUAGAAUUUUAAAGAGAUGAUAAUAGGAAAGCAUGUACUUUUUUUUUUAAAGCAAUAAACUCUUGAAUAAACAAAUUAUAAUUUAGUUUCAGAGACGGCAGUAGAUUGAAAUGUUUCCUUGACUUGUUGAUAUUCUUUCCUUUCUUCCUCCUUAUCCCAAAUCCAUCUCACGCAAAUUAAAAAGAGCACAUUUUGGAAGGAGGAAGUCUCCAUUCAGUGUGUUAGUGAUUCAUCUGGGCACCCCCCUGUCCCUCAAGUGCUUCAGGUUUUCAUCCUCAUGGCUUCAAUGAUACGCUCAGGAAGGAAUUUUACCAUGGAACACCCAAUUAUAGUCACAGCCUGGCUGGAGAAUUUGCAAGUUCUGAUAUCCUCUGGACUUUCAUGGAUCUAGUCUACCUUCACCAAUAAUGGCCAUCUCUUCUCCAUCACGUUACUCUGUUAGAAAACUCAAUAUUGGCUAGUCUAAAGAUCGAAUUCUCUCCAGAUUUUUAUAAAAGAACAACAACAACAAAAACCCAAGACUGCAUUUGACUUGUUUUUUGCCUUAUUUCUAUUAGGAUUAGCCUUGUCAUAUUUUUGCCCCUAGGGAUAUCAGCAAAUGUCUAUUUUAAUGGCCAGUUAUAUUUAAACUUUCAAGCAGAUUCCUUCCUAUAUAAUUAGAAGCCCUCUGAUAGAAACUGUUGAAAAAUGUUUAAAUUGUCAUGAUGAAACCAGUUUCUUAUUACAAUUUUGUGGGCUAAUUAAAUGAACCCACAAUGGCCUUGUUAGGUAUAUAUGGGGAAAACAUAAUUGUAUUAGUUUUCUGAGUUUUUAAGAGAUGAUGCAGGUCUUCCUUAAAUAUAGAAAUAAUCUAUUUUUCUCAUAUUGAAGAAUAUUUUUGUUAAUUAUGUAGAUGUUAUAAAUUUGAAAGGAAACUUCUAGUGCUUUUGUAGAAUUCAUUAUUAAUCAUAAGGUUAAAAGAUUUUCUUCCCCUCCAGGCUUCAUAACCAACCAUUUGGAAUAAAGGUAGUUAUAUCAAGCACUUGAUAA
Messenger RNA from Leptonychotes weddellii (Weddell seal), 2537 nucleotides. The record is from RefSeq and is a predicted model, not a curated record. Lineage: Eukaryota; Metazoa; Chordata; Mammalia; Carnivora; Phocidae.